CCUGUUUGCUUCGCAGCGAAGCUACGUGAUGACCUUGCGGAGUGUGUUGCGCUCUGGUCGCGUUUGCGUCAGCGGCAGUCGCUGCGGCUGCGUGGCGGGUUGUCCAGGUAACCACGGGAGUUGUCGCUGACUGGUGGCAUCUGAGAGACAGGUGUUCGUCAUGCAGUUGAAGCACCUGAGAACCCUGCUGAGCCCUCAGGAUGGAGCUGCAAAGGUGACCUGCAUGGCUUGGUCCCAGAACAAUGCCAAAUUUGCUGUCUGCACAGUGGACCGAGUGGUGUUGCUAUAUGAUGAGCAUGGGGAGCGGAGAGAUAAAUUCUCCACCAAACCAGCUGACAUGAAGUAUGGCAGGAAGAGCUAUAUGGUGAAAGGCAUGGCUUUUUCUCCUGAUUCCACUAAAAUUGCCAUAGGACAGACCGACAACAUCAUCUAUGUGUACAAGAUUGGAGAAGAUUGGGGUGACAAGAAAGUCAUCUGUAACAAAUUCAUCCAGACGAGUGCUGUCACGUGUCUGCAGUGGCCAGCAGAGUACAUCAUUGUCUUUGGACUGGCUGAAGGGAAGGUUCGUUUAGCAAACACUAAAACUAAUAAAUCAUCUACCAUCUAUGGGACAGACUCUUAUGUGGUAUCACUGACGACAAAUUGCUCUGGGAAAGGAAUUCUCUCUGGUCAUGCAGAUGGUACCAUUGUUAGGUAUUUCUUUGAUGAUGAAGGCUCUGGAGAGUCACAGGGGAAGUUGGUUAACCACCCAUGCCCACCCUAUGCCUUGGCUUGGGCAACCAACAGCAUUGUGGCUGCAGGCUGUGAUCGGAGAAUUGUGGCCUAUGGAAAGGAAGGCCAUGUGCUACAAACUUUUGAUUACAGCCGUGACCCUCAGGAGCGGGAGUUCACCACAGCUGCCGCAAGUCCUGGGGGCCAGUCUGUUGUGUUGGGAAGUUAUGACAGACUUAGGGUGCUCAACUGGAGCCCUCGAAGAAGCAUCUGGGAAGAGGCAAAGCCCAAGGAGAUUGCCAACUUAUACACCGUCACUGCCUUGGCCUGGAAACGGGACGGCUCACGACUCUGUGCGGGCACACUCUGUGGUGGAGUGGAACAGUUUGACUGCUGCCUCCGGAGGAGCAUUUACAAGAAUAAGUUUGAGUUGACAUAUGUGGGACCUAGCCAGGUGAUUGUGAAGAACCUGUCAUCGGGGACCCGAGUGGUACUCAAGUCACACUAUGGCUAUGAAGUGGAAGAGGUGAAAAUCCUGGGAAAGGAACGUUACCUGGUGGCCCACACAUCAGACACGCUGCUGCUGGGGGACCUGAACACUAAUCGCCUUAGUGAGGUAGCUUGGCAGGGAUCUGGUGGCAAUGAGAAGUAUUUCUUUGAAAAUGAAAAUGUGUGCAUGAUCUUCAAUGCUGGAGAGCUAACCCUGGUGGAAUAUGGGAGUAAUGAUACCCUGGGUUCUGUACGUACUGAAUUCAUGAACCCCCACCUCAUCAGUGUCCGUAUUAAUGAGAGGUGUCAACGAGGAAUGGAAGACAAUAAGAAAUUGGCUUAUCUUGUUGAUAUUAAGACUAUUGCUAUAGUGGAUCUGAUUGGUGGCUACAACAUUGGCACCAUCAGCCACGAGAGCCGUGUGGAUUGGCUGGAACUUAAUGAAACUGGGCAUAAGCUUCUAUUCAGGGACCGGAAACUUCGUUUACAUCUAUAUGAUAUUGAAAGCUGCGCUAAGACAAUGAUCCUCAACUUCUGCUCCUACGUGCAGUGGGUUCCAGGAAGUGAUGUGCUGGUAGCUCAGAACCGAAACAGCUUGUGUGUGUGGUACAACAUUGAGGCACCUGAGAGGGUCACCACGUCCUCUAUUAGGGUACGUCGGCACCAGGGUACCUCAGACAAAGUGGCAAACUGAUCAGUUAGGGCCCUGAGGAAGCUCCAGCGGUUAUUUGGUUUUCUCUGUCCCACCACCUAUCAUGUCUGUGAUAGAGUUGGCAAGUAAAGCUUCGAUCCUUCCCCACAAUGGCCUAGGUCCCAAAACCAUCCUUGUUCAGAUUCCUGACACUAUAUUAGGUCCUUGGAACGUGCCUGUCUGUUACAGUGGCCCUGGGAAUUCACCAGGUCAUAGUGAGUUCUCUUAAUCUGGAAGAGCACCCCUAGGAGGGGCCGUUCUGUGUCAGUUCCUGUGUGUGGAUUCUCUGUUGUAAGCCAUUCAGAGCUCCUUUUUUAUCAGACUGAAAAUCAGCCACUCUCCUAUCCUGCCGGCAUCACGUACAUUCCAGUGAUCUUCCAAAAUCUGG
Molecule: messenger RNA, 2279 nt
Organism: Leptonychotes weddellii (Weddell seal)
Lineage: Eukaryota; Metazoa; Chordata; Mammalia; Carnivora; Phocidae
Source: RefSeq, a predicted model, not a curated record